This is a messenger RNA of Stereum hirsutum FP-91666 SS1, 1315 nucleotides long. Its product is annotated as NAD-P-binding protein. The coding region runs from base 56 to 1174 and encodes 372 amino acids. The transcript is spliced from 10 exons. Gene Ontology annotation, molecular function: nucleotide binding; oxidoreductase activity. The record is from RefSeq and is a predicted model, not a curated record. Gene Ontology annotation, biological process: NADPH regeneration. NCBI's taxonomy places the organism in Eukaryota, Fungi, Basidiomycota, Agaricomycetes, Russulales, Stereaceae. Gene Ontology annotation, cellular component: cytoplasm.
UUCUUCACUGUCAAUUGCUGCGCACGUAUCUGCUCCUUCCCUUUAUCAUCGUAUAAUGUCAGAAGAGGCUUCUUCUUCUCAAGCGGUCAUCAGAGUAGGCGUAGUGGGAGCAGGUGAAGUUGCCCAGACCGUACAUCUGCCAACCCUCGCCCUCAUUCCUUACCUUUUUAAAGUGGUGGCACUCUGUGAUGUUUCCAAAAAGCUGCUUGACCAUUGUGGUAAGAAGUUCCAUCUUCCGGAGGAUGCGCUUUACCUCGAUACUGUCCCGUUACUGGCAAGGCAGGACAUCGACCUUGUAUUGAUCCUGACUUCGGAUGAAUACCACGCAAAUGUUGCAGUGCAGGCUGCCGAUGCCGGAAAGCAUGUCUUCAUCGAGAAACCAAUGGCACUGACACUCGAAAGCGCAAGGUCAAUCGCAGAAGCUCAGAUACGCAAUAAGGUAAUUGUCUGGAUUGGAUACAUGCGCCGUUACGCACCCGCCUUUGAAGAGGCUGUCAAGGUUGUCCGUUCGAUGAAGUCCAUCGAAUACGCGAGGAUCCGUGAUAUCAUUGGCCAUAAUUCCAUGUUCAUCGAACAAAGUGGCUCUUUCCCCGUCCGCUUCGCUGAUGUAUCUCCGUCCGCCGUCAAGGAGCUCUCUGAUCUUGGUCGCGCCUCGGCUGAAGCUACUCUAGGUUUCGCCCGUGCGUCCGAUCCAAAUAUCGUGAGUACCUGGCGCCAGCUGGGCAGCCUCGGAUCGCAUGAUCUUUCGGCGAUGCGAGAGUUGUUGGGGCCACCUAAGCGUGUGUUAGGGGCUGGUAGUCACGGCACCUGGAUCACGUCUCUGUUCGACUAUGGAGAGUUCGUGGCUACGUACGAGACUGGCGUUGACACAGUUGGUAGUUUCGAUGCGCAUCUUGAAGUGUAUGGAGACGGAAAGCGCGUCCGAGUCGAUUAUGACAGUCCGUACGUCAAGGGCCUACCGAUCACGCUCACGAUAGCGGAGAACGAUGCUUCCGGCCAUUACGUUGAGCGAGUGAUACGCCCGACAUACGAAGAUUGCUACACUAUCCAGUUCAAGGCUCUUCACGCUGCAAUCACGGUUGAUGGGCCGGUCAAAUGUAAUCCAGAAGACGCUGUACAGGAGCUGAGAACUAUUGGCAUGGUCAUCGACGCCCUUUUCCCUACUACUUCCUGAGGUUUCCUGUAUGCCACCCAUAAAUGUUACCGGAAUUCUACUUAGACUGUAAGGAAGCGGCCACUGUAGAAUUUCUGCUCAACCCAAAGGUCUGUCACUCAGGCCGUUUGAACUACCAGCGUAAAUCCAAUUUGUGAUCCC